GCACUCCUGAUAGGGAAGAGACCCAGGAGGGUAGAAAAGAAACCCAGGAGGGUAGGGAAGAAACACAAGACCUUCAUAAUAGGGAAGUAAUGCAAUACCCUCUUGCCGCUGAAAGGGAAGAAAGAGUGGAGCAGCCUGCUGAUCUAGAAGAAAUUCAGCAGCUAUUAACUGAUGAAGAAAAAGCUCAGCAUCAGGAAGCUUUGGCACAUAGAUCUAGUGGGUUAAGGCUAUUAACAAUAGGGAAGAAAGGAGAAGGCAAGUCAACAUUCAUUCAUGGGAUAACUGGAGCUAAGGAAAUAGGAGUAGAUGGUCUUCAGAGCUCAGCUAAAAAGCCGCAUAUCAUCCAUGACAAAGAUACCCAUAUGCAUGGUUUAGAUAUAGAGCUACCUAUCAUGGUUUUUGAUUCUCCUGGCUUGCAAGACAACCCAGAAAUUGAAGUUUGCUUGCGAGAAAUAAGGCAAAUGUGUCAAAAUCCAAGCUUAGUUCUUUACUGCACCAAAAUGACAAACAUACGUCUGAAAAAUGAUGAUAAGAAAGUAAUAGAAAAACUAACAAGUGCAUUUGGAGCUGAGUUAUGGAGGUUUGCUAUUCUUGUCCUCACAUUUGCAAACAAAGAAGAUGUUACAAGGCGCAAUGAAAAAGAUGAAGAUAAAGGGCCAGAGCCUGCUUUUGAUGAUGACAAAGCCUGGGAUCAGUUAGGAAGAGAAAGAUUUCAAAGUCGUGUGCAAAAAUGGCACAAAGAGUUUCAUCAAUUUCUCAUUAAUGAGAUUGGAGUAAGCACAGAGACAGUAGAAAAAAUUCCGGUCACACCAGUUGGAGAUUACCAAAAAACAAGAGAAAACAGGGAGCCACUCAGUCUUCCUGAUCGGGAUAAUUGGCUAGCUGAUUUCUGGAAGGUUUGCUCACAAGUGCGUCAUGCUUGCCAUUAUAAGGAUUUGAUGUUAGAGGACAAAGUUUCUCAAAAUAAUAAUACUGCAAAUGACGAUGAGGCAGCUAACAAGGAUGAGACAACAGAAGAACAGUCUCAUAAUCCUACUCAGCAACCAGAGCAACAUAAAUUUUGCAACAUUAGUUAAGUUUUUUAUCGAUUGCAAGAAAUAUUUCCAGAUUUGUGUUACUUGUAUUUUUAUGU
Messenger RNA from Amphimedon queenslandica, 1132 nucleotides. RefSeq lists its product as uncharacterized. The transcript is spliced from 4 exons. NCBI's taxonomy places the organism in Eukaryota, Metazoa, Porifera, Demospongiae, Haplosclerida, Niphatidae. Gene Ontology annotation, molecular function: GTP binding. The coding region runs from base 90 to 1076 and encodes 328 amino acids. The record is from RefSeq and is a predicted model, not a curated record.